ACUUUGCAAAUGUAAACGUCUAGCCGCCAACAGAAAGACGUAUUCUAUGCUUUGCAACUUGAAAUUGAUCCAAUGGAGAACGAAGGAUAUAGUCGAAUGGUUAACAGGAAGCAGGGGGUGUGUGUAGUUUAGUGUCUACGGACAAGUACGGAAAUGCUGUGGGUGAAACCCCUGCUAGAUAUAUACUGUAAAACGGGUAGUGAAGACCUCUCGUGUUUAUGUUGAUUUUUUUUUUUUUUUUCUGAAAUUUGCUAUUAAAAUGAAGCCAUUGUAUUUGGUGAUUCUCAAAAAGUCUCAGAGUAACUGUAUUGUCUGUACUUGGACACUUACUUCCACCGAGCCCUAAGUGCAUUCGAACCUGGAGUUUAGCCACGCUGUGAAACAUCUGACCAAUGGACAGCACUCUCAAUCUGAAGGAGUGUUCAGUGCUGAAACAGAUGAAGUGAAGACAGUGAUGGAGGGAGAUUCAGUCACUCUAAACCCUGAUCUUACUCAAAUACAGGGAAUUAAUCUGAUACUGUGGAGGUUUGGAGACACAGGCUUCACCAUUGCUCAAGUCGAGGGAAAUGAGAUCUCAUAUGAUUCUGAUGAGAGAUUCAGAGACAGACUGAAGCUGAAUCAGACUGGAUCUCUGACCAUCACAAACAUCAGAAUCAAACACUCUGGACUUUAUAAAGCAGAAAUCAUACACAACACUGGGACCUCCUAUAGGAAAUUCACAGUUAUUGUCUAUGAAUCUCCAGAUGUUAUUGAUGCUUUUAAAGGUGAAACAAAGAGUGUUUCAGUGACAGAGGGAGAUUCUGUCAGUCUUCAGACUGAUACUGAAACACAUGGAAAAAUGCUGAUAGUGUGGAGGUUUGGAGAUGAAGGAAAACUCGUAGCUAAACAUGAUCUAGAGGCCAAGAGUCCACCAUUAUAUGAUCCUGAUGAGAGAUUCAGAGACAGACUGAAGCUGAAUAAUCAGACUGGAUCUCUGACCAUCAGAGACUUCAGAAUCACAGACUCUGGAGUUUAUAAAGUGAAGAUCAGCAGCAGCAAACAGACUUUACACAAGAGAUUCACUGUCACUGUCAGCGUUCCAGGUCUGUCUCCAGGUGCUGUAGCAGGGAUUGUUGUUGUUCUGCUGCUGGUAUUUUCAGCUGUCGCAGCUGCUGGUGUUUUUUACUAUCGUCGCAAAGUCUCUGAACUACAAAAUCAAAUGAUGAAGAUUUCGAAACAACUAGAGCAACUGCCGGAGAUCUCUAAACAGCUAGAGCAAUUGAUGAAGACCUAUGAAGAAGAAUUGCCGAAGAUCUCUGAAAAAGAAUUAUUGAAGAUAUCUGAAAAACUAAAGGAAAUGUCCGAGAUCUCUGAGCAAGAAAUGCCGAAGAUAUCUGAACAUCUAAAGCAACUGCGCACCGAAGUCACAAAACAAGAGACAACGAGAUCAGGCAUGGAGAAUGCUGAAGAGGAACGGUACAUUACUGUUCAAGAUACUGCCAUAAGUCGAGUGACAUGUGACGACAAGGCAUUCAUAGACGUGCAGGGCAAGAGGAUUUUAAUCCGUAAAAGCACAAGUGAAGAUGCUGGAGUUCACACACAUGAUUCCACAGAAAGCCAAGGGAAUGAAUCAGUGACUGUAGUGGACCCGCUGUUGAAAGAACAUGAUGGAGAGAAUAAGCCGGAGGAAACGACUUCAGUUUGAGAUAAGACACGCCCACCCGUGUCAAUCACUAUGACAUCUACAACAUGUUAGCUCCAUAUUUCUGUCCAUCUCGUGAAAGUGAAAACCCCAUUUCUGAUGAGCUGUUAAACUGCAGAGUAAAAAGCUUCUUAGGUUGGUGGUUGAUGAAACUCUUUCAUACACCAAUUCACUAAUGCUACACUUCAUUCCUGUAACUCUGUUAACAAAAUACUGGCUUCACUUUCAGAUCUUUGAUAUUGUGUGAUAGUAAACAGUGAGAGUCGGAAAUUUAAUAUAAGAUCUGAGUGUCAUACAAUGUGUUAUUGCUUUGAAAAAUGCCAGAAGUGGGCAGUGCGUUGGGCUUCUUGAUUUCAAGAAUCGAGCGCAAUGGUCAAACAUGUCCGUCUAGUGAAUGUUUACAUUGUAAAACUGUUAAAGCAGUAAAGACGAGCUCUGUGAACCAGCCUUAGGGGCUUAGAAACUCCUACAGACACUAAACUCACUGAUGAACAAGUAUUUAUAGCUGCAAAAUACAUAUCCAGAUCCUUAAUAAAGGAUGAGGUGAUGACUACAUUCAUCAGGAGACAGUUAGUACUCUAAGAUCUCACAUUUAGCAGUUUUUGGUCCAAUAAUCUUAUUUUCUUUUCUUUUCUUUUCUUUGUGUGUGGCUUUGAAAAACACUACUAUCACUAACACUGCUUUAUAUCUGUAUGAGAUAUAUAUAUAUAUAUAUAUAUAUAUAUAUAUAUUAUUACUUUUUCAGUUACAGUUCUGUGCUGUGUUGUCUUUAUUAAUUAAUGAUAAUGGAAAGUCCUUAUUUCAAGGUUUUUAAUUGUUACAAGACGAAAGCAGUAAUUUUCCAUUGCCUUUGCUGUAAUAUAAUAACACUCAUUGAAUUUGUGCUGGUCAGGUGAAAAUCUGACCGAUCAAACAGAGACAAAGACAACUAAUAUUAUUCAAUAAACUGCUCAUUUUACCAUC
This is a messenger RNA of Ctenopharyngodon idella (grass carp), 2644 nucleotides long. RefSeq lists its product as uncharacterized. The coding region runs from base 455 to 1684 and encodes 409 amino acids. NCBI's taxonomy places the organism in Eukaryota, Metazoa, Chordata, Actinopteri, Cypriniformes, Xenocyprididae. The transcript has 13 exons. The record is from RefSeq and is a predicted model, not a curated record.